This is a messenger RNA of Cololabis saira (Pacific saury), 4400 nucleotides long. It is a transcript of the gene osbpl9, whose product is annotated as oxysterol binding protein-like 9. Gene Ontology annotation, molecular function: sterol binding. The transcript is spliced from 21 exons. The coding region runs from base 331 to 2259 and encodes 642 amino acids. Gene Ontology annotation, cellular component: cytosol; intracellular membrane-bounded organelle; membrane. The record is from RefSeq and is a predicted model, not a curated record. Lineage: Eukaryota; Metazoa; Chordata; Actinopteri; Beloniformes; Belonidae.
CCUGUGUGAGAGGAAGUGUGCCCUUCCUGCCAGGGGAGGGUCCCGGAUUAACUCGGCUCUGUCUGCUUCACAGCAAACACUCAGCUGUUAACUGCUGCUGAAGGAUAUGUUGCUGCCCAGUGGUUUAUUUUGCCAGACUGCUGUGGCGAGCAAGAAGAAAAGAUAUUUUUUCCUUCAGUUUCUACGUGGAUGGGGGAAGAAAGAAUGCUAACUUCAUUAGAGCUGUUGGUUUCCUGCUGUGGGGAGAGAAAAAACUAAUAACAGAGGCAGAAAGAAAAGGAGCUUGUGUCAGGCUAAUUGGUCUGAGAGAUGCACAAGGUCUGAUGCAGCAUGUUCAUUGGAGCAAGACAUCUUGAGGCAGAGACGGGAUUUGUGCCGAGCGUUCAAGACUUUGACAAGAAGCUAGCUGAAGCGGACGCCUACCUGCAGAUUCUUAUUGACCAAUUGAAGCUAUUUGAUGAGAAGAUCAAGGACUGCAAAGAGGAUGAAUCACGAAGAAAAAUAGAAAAUCUGAAAGAGACUACUUGUAAUAUGGUAGAGUCCAUCAAGCAUUGUAUUGUACUGCUACAAAUUGCCAAGGACCAAAGUAACGAACAGCAACACGCAAACGGACUUAUAAGCACUAUCAACCCAGUGGAUGGGAUCUACCAGCCCCCCCUGGUCACCAGUGUAGCCAACACCACAAUGCCAACACAGACCACACUACCCACAGACGCUUCUCAGGUGUGUAAACCAGACCAACGACCCUCCACGUUACCAGUUGGUCCUGUCGUCACAGUGAUGGGAAGUCUACAAACCCCAACUCCCAACAGCACAGGGAGUGGCCCCUCAGGCCCCAGCAGUGGCAUUGCCUCCCCGGCUCACAUCCCUCUGCCGUCACACUCAGUGCCAGAAUUCUCCUACUCUUCCAGUGAGGAUGAGUUUUAUGAUGCUGAUGAGUUUUACCAGAGCAGCACUUCGCCCAAACACUGCAUAAACCCCUCGGGGCCUCCUGCUGCCUCUCCCAGUGCUAACGAAGAAACAACGUUGAAACGGCCUGACACAACAGAGUCUCUCAACUCGUCUAUGUCCAAUGGCACCACAGAUGCAGAUCAGUUUGAUAGCCAUGACGACCGUGAUGAUGAUGGUGAGGGGGAGUCUGUGGAAGAGCACAAGAGCGUCAUUAUGCAUCUGCUCUCCCAAGUUCGUUUGGGAAUGGACCUCACAAAGGUGGUCCUACCCACCUUCAUCCUAGAGAGGAGAUCUUUGUUAGAAAUGUAUGCUGACUUUUUUGCACAUCCCGACUUAUUUGUAAGCAUUGCUGAGCAGCCAGAGCCGAGAGAGCGCAUGGUUCAGGUGGUAAAAUGGUACCUGUCAGCUUUCCAUGCAGGGAGGAAAGGCUCAGUGGCCAAGAAACCGUAUAACCCGAUCCUGGGUGAAGUCUUCUACUGUCACUGGGAUCUUCCCGGCGAGAUAGAAGAACCCUCCCCACCUACGGAAACGGUAUCAGAUGGUCCACUUCCAUGGUCUUCCCCUAACAGUGUGUGUUUUGUGGCAGAGCAGGUCUCUCACCACCCACCCAUUUCUGCAUUCUACGCAGAGUGUUUGAACAAGAAGAUCCAGUUCAACGCUCACAUUUGGACUAAGUCAAAGUUUCUUGGCAUGUCUAUAGGUGUCCACAACAUUGGUCAAGGUUGUGUAUCAUGUUUGGAGCAUGAUGAACAUUACAUUCUCACUUUCCCUAAUGGAUAUGGCAGGUCUAUUCUUACCGUACCGUGGGUGGAGUUGGGUGGGGAGUGCAACAUCUCCUGCUCAAAGUCGGGCUACAGUGCUAACAUCGUAUUUCACACCAAACCUUUCUACGGCGGAAAGAAGCACAGGAUCACAGCUGAAGUUUUUGCACCGAAUGACAAGAAGUCUUUCUGUUCCAUUGAGGGAGAAUGGAAUGGAGUGAUGUAUGCCAAGUCGGCAUCUGGGGAGAACACCAUGUUCAUAGACACGAAGAGGUUGGGCAUCAUUAAGAAGAAAGUGAGGAAGCUGGAGGACCAGCUUGAUUAUGAGUCCCGAAGACUAUGGAGAGAUGUGACGCUGAACCUGAAGCUAAGAGACAUUGAUGCAGCAACAGACGCCAAACACAGGUUGGAGGAGAAACAAAGAGCUGAAGCCAGAGAGAGGAAGGAGAAGGAGCAGCACUGGGAGACCAGGCUAUUCCAUGAGGACGGGGAAUGCUGGAUCUAUGAUGAGCCCCUAUUAAAGAGAUUAGCCCCACAGAGGCACUGAGCAGACCACCCCACCCCAAAAUAAACACGUAUACAUAUGCAUAAAGAAAUGCACACAUACAAGAGUCUUCAUAAGAACUCUUUUGCAAAACCACUUGUUAUCCAAGCCUUGGAAUUACUGAUGAUUGAAUAUGUACACUGCUUUGCAUUUGACUUUAAAACAAUAUGGAAAUGAAUGAAAGCAUCUAAGAUGUAACAUGAAUAUUAGUAAAGCUCCUCUCCUUAUUUGGGCAAUCUUUGCUCCACCGCCACCGAUACCGGCCACCUGCCAACAGGAGACUCGGCAGCACAGAGUGGAAAUGCUAGAGUUGACGAGCAGCGUGUCUCCUGGCUUUGUGUAACAGGCCCACAAAUGCCCUCCAACAGCUCCACAGGACAGUCCAGAGCAUCACUUGUUCCCUUACAUACAUGAUUUUUUUGUCCUGGGUGGGUGGGGCUGGGGAGCAAGAGCUCUGUGGUUGACUGUUCAGUUCAAGUGAGUCUUGAAAAAUAAAACAGCGCUCUACAUCUCAGGGAAUCUGGUGACUGAGGAAAGAAAGCUGCUGCCCACUCCCAGAGUCUGACAGCCUUACAAUGGUGGAGCGGAUGAAUCUUAAAUGGGCGGGAGAGAUGUUCUCUGCUUGCCUGCAACUAGAUAUAACUGAUGUUUAUAUAUAAAUUAUGAUAUGAUUUUUAUAUAUAUGUGUGUGUGUAAGAAAUAUAUAUAUAUUACACACACACAUAUAUAUAAAAUGUUUUCUUUUUUUACUUUUAAUGCUUUUGUUUUGGCAAUAGUGUAAAAUAAUUGAGGAUAUGACCUUGAUGGCUUUACAUCUUUAGGAAAUUAGAAGUCAUUCCAUUUAGCCUUUUGAUGUUUUGUUUCCAUCUCAGAGUUAACUUUGCCACCUAUUACAGUCACUCAAACUGUUUUGCAUCUCAAGUGUUAUCCAAAAGUAAAGACCUAUGUAAGCCAUGGCAUCUAAACACACUGAUCGGAAGAGAUGAGAUGGGUUUAAAGAUGAUAUAGGUCUCAAAUCAAAGUUUCAACACGAUUUAUGCCAAAAAGGUUCAGAGGGAAAGGAUACGUUAAUUUUCAUCUGGACAUAGAACAAAUAGUCCUUUGAUGAGGAUUUAUGUCACCUGAAGACAUUUAUGAACAAAAUGAUUGUUUACAUGUUUUUGUGUAUCUGCACAGCUGGUCCAUCACGAGGACGUGAGGCUAAAGCAUCGUCUGUAAAACCUACCUUUGAUUCUGUACAUGACCUGUCCUUGUUUAGAUUUUUGUUUCGGUGGAUUAUGACCAACCAGAGUAGACCUUCUGAAUCACUGCUGUGGCUUCAGAGAGCUGCUAAAGUCCAAACUUUGUUCAACUGAUUCAAGUCUUAUUGUUUCUAUUUAUUUAUAUAUACAUAUAUAUGCAUGUAUGUAUAUAUAUGUGUAUAUAUAUGUAUAUAUAUAAUCAUUAAGAACCACACAAAGGGCAGUAUCUACCCUGUUGUACUUGCCUUUUAUUGCUUUUGGGUUUUUUUGUUAGUUUUUUUUGUUGUUUUUUAUUUUUACCAAUAUUCAUUUUCAUAUUCACAUUAACAGCUUACAGUUUGGAUCUAAAUGCAAUGAGAUUUGGAUAUAGAGAGUAAUAAAAAAACGUGAAAAACUGCACCUGGAAACGCUGAAGCAAGUUCAAAACUCUUGUCUGUGUGUUUAAGAUUUGAUUAUUUUUAAAUCGGCUAUUCUGUACAGCUAGAGAAUUGAUUAGAAUAGAGUAGUCCUAUUGAUUUAUUUGAUUUGGUGAUGGGAUCUAAAAAGAUAAACAUACUGCUGGUGCUGUAUAUGAAUCCAGUGGCAUACUUUUUGAAAAUUUCAACUGGUUGUAGCUGUAAACUUUAAUCUUCCUGUGAACACAAACAAUAAUGCCUUUGGAAAUGAGCCAAAUGGAAUAAGAGUUCAAACUAAAUUGAUGCUUUGACCUUGUGCUUUUUUCCUCUUGUGUUCUGUCUUUGUAAAACAUAUUGAAUAGAGGCCUUGCCAUCCAUUUCAGUUUGCUCAAUAUUUAAUGAUGGAGAGCAACCAAAUGUUUUCUUUUUUUUUUCUUCUCAUCAUAGCCAUUGAUUGUAUCAGAUUCUCCUGUCAAUUGAUGCAUAAUAUUAAAUCUUCAUGACUUUA